AUGGGCAAAUUUUCAAAGAUCAAGCAAGUUCAGGAGAAAGAAGAGACAAAUCAGGAGAAGAUGGAAUGGGAAGCGGCUGGAAAUAGAGAUGAAUCUGAUUCGGAUUCAUCUGAUGAUUCGGAUAAUGAAAGUGUUGGAGAUGUUGAGAAAAAUCCAGAGGAACAAAAGAGAAGAGCGGAAUUGUGGACAAAUCGAGAAAGAGUUUUGGUGUUGUGUUCGAGAGGAGCUGAUGUUCGAACACGAUUUUUGAUGAAAGAUAUUAAGGUUGGUUUUGAAAUUCAAAAAAAAAUUGGGAAAAAUAUAUAGUUUUUAUGGUUCUUUGAGCCGAGAAAAGUAAUAGAAAAGUUUUGUGACAAAAAAAUUUUGAUUCACCAAUUUUUCUGGGUAAAAAUUGAAAGAAAUAGGAAAACUACAAUUUUUUGAAUUUUGAGAAAGUUGUUGUCAAAAAAUGAUUCAAAAUUUUCAGGAUAUUCUUCCACACGCAAAAGGAGAUUCAAAAUUGGAUCAACAAAAGUCGUUGAAUGUUUUGAACGAAAUUGCUGAAAUGAAAAAUUGUUCGAAAAUCAUGUAUUUCGAGAGUCGUAAACGCAAGGACACUUAUUUAUGGAUGUCGAAUGUCAAUUCAGGACCAUCAAUGAAAUUUUUGGUACACAAUGUUCACACGAUGAAAGAACUCAAAAUGUCUGGAAAUUGUCUUAAAGCAUCACGCCCGAUUUUGUCUUUCGAUGAUGCUUUCGAUCAAAAACCACAAUUGAAAUUGAUCAAAACAAUGUUGAUUCAAACUCUUGGAACACCAAAUCAUCAUCCAAGAAGUCAACCAUUCGUUGAUCAUGUUUUCAAUUUUUCGGUCGGUGAAAAUGAUCGAAUUUGGUUCAGAAAUUUUCAAAUUGUUGAUGAGAGUUUGCAACUUCAAGAAAUUGGUUUGUUCAAAUGUUUUUAAUUUAAAAUUUAUCCAUAAUUUUUCCAGGACCUCGCAUGGUUUUGGAAUUAGUCCGAUUGUUCUCCGGAUCAUUUGAAGGAAGUGUUUUGUAUGACAAUCCAAACUAUGUUAGCCCAAAUGUUGUAAGAAGAGAACAACGAAAAGGACAAGGAGCUUAUAUCGAAAAACAAUUGCAUAAUAAGGUGAAAUUUCAAAGAUUGACAAAUUAAUAAAUAUUUGAAUAAAAUAAUAUAUUUUAAGGCACUUCUUGUGAAACAAGCUCAAAUCACCGAAGUUCUCUCGGAGAAAAUGAUUGAUCCAGUUGGAAAAGAAUUCGAUAUUCAAAACAACACUUCGAAUGAAGCUGUUGAGGAAAUUACUUCGAAAAUCGAGAAGAAAAAGUUGAAAAAGAAGAAGGCGCAAGGAGCAAAAUACGUUGGAGCACAAGCCUAA
Messenger RNA from Caenorhabditis angaria, 1372 nucleotides. Lineage: Eukaryota; Metazoa; Nematoda; Chromadorea; Rhabditida; Rhabditidae. The record is from the annotation of a GenBank genome assembly.